Ornithodoros turicata is the source of this 1465-nucleotide messenger RNA. RefSeq lists its product as uncharacterized. The record is from RefSeq and is a predicted model, not a curated record. The transcript has a single exon. Gene Ontology annotation, cellular component: membrane. NCBI's taxonomy places the organism in Eukaryota, Metazoa, Arthropoda, Arachnida, Ixodida, Argasidae. Bases 1 to 1176 code for a protein of 391 amino acids. Gene Ontology annotation, biological process: sensory perception of taste.
AUGUCUUCAAGGGUGACCAUGCGAAGCCUUCAUAUUUACCCGAGGAAGGAAAGAGUAUUCCCCUUUCAAGACACACAACCGGUCCCUGUUUUUAAGGAAAGAAAACCAAUUGCUAAGCGUCAUGUUCUGCGACAGAUCUACAUGUACGUCUACAUGAUUCACAUCGCCGCCAACGCAGUAGCAGGAAGCAUCCACACAAAAUCCAUGAUGUACCUCAUCGAAACUAUGACCCAUACCCUGCGCAUCAUUGUGGCGACAGUUACAACAACCUACAGUCUGGUGAAGCGAGACAGCAUCGAUAGGAUCGCAAAAGACCUGCAGAGCUUCGAAGGCCCCGUGCCGGAAGAACUCCUGGCAAAGUCACGGAGAAAGCUGAAAUACCUCCGACUCUCUGCUCUACUCUACUGCGUUCUUUUAAUUGUGACAACUGCUCUCUUCUUUGUCCUAGUACCAGCACAAAAGUACUUCGACAAGAACUUCUAUCGCAUCGACCUCGAAAGCGCUGGUAUUUCCAUGAUCUGGGCGAUUCUGAUCGGACUCGUGGAAUGGAACUCAUACAACUGUAUUGCUACCGCUACUCCUUUGCUUAUCGCAUCUUACGUCGUGCUGUGCGACAACCUUCGCAUCCAAAUGCUGGACUUCAGGGCGUUUCAGAGGGCUGCGUUGGAGAGCGGCCCCAUGACUGUCGAGAAGUUGGGGAAGAUCCAAGUGAAGUGCGCAAACUUGCUGGACAUGGAAAGGAGAUUAGAAGCCCUGUUUGCUCCGGCAGUGUCUCUGUGGAUUGGUGACCUUCUUGUGAACAUAGUGCUUCCAAUCCGUACCCUGGUUAACGGCAUAGCGUCAUUUACGGUCGCCAACGUGAUGUCCUUCUUCAUAGAAGUCGUCUAUUCAGUGUGUUUCUUCCUCAUACUCUCGUUUUCAUUGGCCGAUAUUGAGGAUGAAUACAGGGAGAUAGAAGAAGAGUUGUUCCGACUCAGAAAUGCCGUUCCCGUUGAUGACUGGCAGCUUUGUCAGCAGGUCAUUCUUCUGCAGUCGGGGAUCACAUCGUCGACAUUUACGCUAACUGGAUGGGGCCUCUUCGAAGUUGAUAGAUCGUUUAUUCUUACUAUUGUUGGGGCUGUGGCAACGUACACUGUCAUUCUGGUGCAACUUACACCCGGAGAAGAGAACUAUUAGGAGUAGUGUCGCGCACACUCUGCUGUAAAGAGAAUAGUGAGUUUUAGUAUAACGUACGCUGUCGCCUUUGUGUACGUAAGGGGUAGAGUUGGUUAUGUUCUGCGCACGCGCAGAACAUGAAGAGCGCAUUGCGGAGGACCACCAUGGUAUCCCUUACGUACGGAACACGACAGCGUACGUUAUACUAAAACUCACUAUUGACCCUAUUGACGAAAGCACUCGGUAACGUAGCACUGUGUCUUGUGUUGUGCAAUAAACCGUGUUGCAAAAUACGUCGGUCUGUUACCAU